Budorcas taxicolor (takin) is the source of this 909-nucleotide messenger RNA. RefSeq names its product vomeronasal type-1 receptor 1-like. Gene Ontology annotation, biological process: G protein-coupled receptor signaling pathway. The record is from RefSeq and is a predicted model, not a curated record. Gene Ontology annotation, molecular function: pheromone receptor activity. The coding region runs from base 1 to 909 and encodes 302 amino acids. Gene Ontology annotation, cellular component: membrane. The transcript has a single exon. Lineage: Eukaryota; Metazoa; Chordata; Mammalia; Artiodactyla; Bovidae.
AUGUCUGUUCAUAGAGAUGCCCUGAGAAACCCAGGGGAGGUGGUUCUGAAAACCAUCUUUCUCUUCCAGGUGGUGGCUGGGGCUCUGGGUAAUGUCAUCCUUUUCUUCCACAGCAUCUCUCCAAUCUUAUUUGGCCAGAAAAAGAGACGCACAGACGUGAUUCUCACACACUUGGUGCUGGCCAAUCUCUUGAUUAUUCUCUCCUCUGGGGUUCCCCACACAGUGGCAGGUUUUGUUUUGAGGAACCCCCUGAACAGCCUCGGGUGUAAGUUUGUGUAUUACGUACAGAGGGUGGCUCUCAGCACCGCCCUGUGCUCCACCUGUGUCCUGAGCACCUAUCAGUCCUUCAGUCUCACCCCCAGGAGAGUGGAGUGGGUGAUGCUCAGAGGAAGGGCCCCCAGGGUCACUGGCCCUUCCUGCUGCACCUGCCGGGUGCUCAGUUUCUUAAUGAGUAUCUGUGUUCCCUUGAUGAUUACUGGUCCAGAGAACACAAGAAAUGAUACUGACAAUCAAGGGAAGUGGUUCUGCUCACCCACAGCUCCUUACGCAGGUUUUAUGUACUUUUGGUUCAUCUCUGAUGCCGUGUUUCGUACCCUCAUGGUCUGGUCCAGUGGCUCCACGGUGCUUCUCCUGCUCAGACACCACCAGAGGGUGCAGUAUACCCACACCCACACUGGGCACCACAGAUGCCCCCCGGAGACCAGAGCUGCCCACACCACCCUGAUGCUGGUGGUCACCUUUGUCAUCUUCUACGUGCUGAAUUCUAUUUUUUCUUUUUAUAUCAGUGCCCUUUUAGAUUCUUGUCUAUGGUUGAUACAGACCUCUAGUGUCUUGGCUUCAUGUUUUUCCACUGUUUCCCCCUUCCAGUCACUCCUGAGGGAUCCUAGAACUCCUAGGUUCUGCUCUUGA